Closterium sp. Yama58-4 is the source of this 969-nucleotide messenger RNA. NCBI's taxonomy places the organism in Eukaryota, Viridiplantae, Streptophyta, Zygnematophyceae, Desmidiales, Closteriaceae. The record is from the annotation of a GenBank genome assembly.
AUGGCCGUGAUUUGUGCGCGCUCAUGCAAGGCGAUCGCAUUGAGUCAUUCGCUUUGUCGAGCCAUCGGCGCGGCUGGUUCGAUUAGCACGCGUAGCGCUGACCACGGCGCGUUUCACGGCGCCGAAGGCGGCGUACCGCCUGUCACAGCCGCGGCGGGAACCCGCGAGUUUCACGGAACGGCGGCGUCGGGAGAAGGAAAUUCCGCAGGGGCUAGCGGGGAAAGGAACACGCGCGCGGCGCAGCUGGGCAGGAGAGAAUCGGAAAGAAGCACCACGGAGCAACAGGCUCGGAUUGUGGUGAUGGGUGGCAAUGGCUUCGUGGGCAGCGCCAUCUGUCGCAACGCCAUUGGCCGGGGAAUUGAGGUGGCAAGUGUGAAUCGAUCAGGUCAGCCCAGUCGCAGCGAAGCAUGGAUUAGAGAGGUUGAGUGGAUCAAAGGCGACGCCCUGAACCCCUCUUCGUGGAAGCAGCACUUGCAAGGGGCCACAGGAGUGGUGUCGUGUGUGGGCGCCUUUGGGUCGAAGGAGUGGAUGAGGAGGAUUAAUGGGGAUGCCAACGUUGGGGUGGUGAACGCGGCAAAGGAUGAAGGUGUGGCGAGGUUUGUCUUCAUCUCAGCUCAUGACGUGGGGCUGCCUUCUUUCGUUCUCAGGGGAUAUUACGAGGGCAAGAAAGCGGCAGAAGCAGCUGUCAUGGAAAGUUACCCUAACACGGGGGUUGUCCUCCGGCCAGCCAUGAUUCACGGCACUCGUAACGUUGGCGCCUACAAGCUGCCUCUCAGCUUGAUCGGAGCUUCCUUGGAACUGGCCUUCAAGAACCUGCCCUUCCUCUCCCACCUGCCCCUGAUCGGCCCAGCUCUAGUACCGCCUGUUCCGGUCUCGGCUGUUGCCUCCGCUGCAGUCAGAGCAGCAUCAGAACACUCGUUCCCGGCGGGAAUCGUGGAUGUGUGGGGAAUAUUGAAAGAGGCACGCUAG